AUGAAUAAUCCUUUGGGGAGUCAUAAAGCGAUUCAAAAAAUAGGUGGAACCUAUGUUACUAUUCCGUGUAUUCCACCAGAAUAUCGUUCUACUUUAGAUGAAAUUUUUGUUACUUUAUUGUUCCAUGCAUCUGAUAGAGCCCAUUUUAAAAAUACCGCUAUGUUUCGCAUAUUAGUAGAUGAAAUUAAUUUCCUUCAGGACUGUGGUAUUGUUUUACAUUUACCACAGGGAGACAAAAAAAUAUACUUUGCUCUUGGUUUAUUGACGGGGGAUAAUCUUGGACUCAAUACAAUAUUAGGUUAUUCAAUGGGGUUUAAUGCCACUUAUUAUUGCCGCUUUUGUACUACACGAAAAGAAGAUUGUGAAAUAGAUUGCUUCGUACGAAAAGAAAAUUUGAGAAAGACAGAAAAGUACUUGAACGAUAUUCAUGACGGUCUAUCCAACUCUGGUUUAAAUGAAUAUUCAAUUUGGAACGAUGUUAAAGGAUUUCACGUUUACGAAAAUUUUGCUUCAGAUCCUUUGUUACAUGAGAUGGCAGAAGGUUGUUUACGAUAUGGAAUGAGCCAUUUAUUAUAUCAUUUAAUAUUCAAGAAGAAACACUUCAUUAUUCAAGUACUUAAUGAAAGAAUAAAAACUUUUGAUUAUUAUAAAAAUGGAUUUUCGAACAAGCCACCACUUGUAACAGAGGAGGAAGUGAGAAGCAAGCAUUUAAACUUGUCAGGUGCCGAAAUGAUAAAUUUUUUUUUAACUUUUGGUUUCUUGGUUGGGGACUUUGUACCUUGCGGUAAUAAAUUGUGGCAUUUUUAUCUUAUUUUACGCCAAAUAUUUGAUAUUGUUGCUGCUACUAGCAUUCAAAAAGAAGUAUCGAUAUUGUUGGAGCAACUCAUUUUUGAACAUCAUACGUUGUACCAGGAACUCUUUAAAGAUAAAUUAAAACCGAAGCAUCAUAUUAUGCUACACUUUCCUAUGAUGCUUGAAAUGUUAGGACCUCUAGCUUUAUUUAGUACAAUGAGACAAGAAUCCAAGAAUAGGCUUAACAAGAUUCGUACAAAUGCCACAUACUCUAGAAAAAAUAUUACUUUUACAUUAGCGUUCAAAGAAGCCUUGCAAAUGUGUUAUAGAUUUGUAAGUCAACUCGGAUUUGUUCAGAAAUUUGAAAUGGGACCAGGGAACAUUUUAGACGAAUUGCCUGAAAGCGAAGAUUAUUCGUGCAUCCCUGUUGAUUUCAAAACUGCUUGUAUAGAGAUUCCUUAG
Wasmannia auropunctata (little fire ant) is the source of this 1254-nucleotide messenger RNA. RefSeq lists its product as uncharacterized. Bases 1 to 1254 code for a protein of 417 amino acids. The transcript has a single exon. The record is from RefSeq and is a predicted model, not a curated record. Lineage: Eukaryota; Metazoa; Arthropoda; Insecta; Hymenoptera; Formicidae.